AUGAAGUUUAAUACUUUUGAAGAAUUAAUGGUUUAUUAUAAGCAGUAUGGUAAGAAAAGCGGGUUUGGGGUAACGAUAAGAAGGACUGAUAAAGGAGAUGAUGAGACUGUCCGAUAUGUCACAUUUGGUUGUGCCCGUGGUGGGAAAGCCCGGAAUAGGACAUUGAAUGUCGCUAGACCACAUCCAACAGGAAAGAUAGAGUGUAAGGCAAAGAUUAAUGCCUUAAAAGUUGAUGGAAAGUUCCGGUUGACAACAGUGAAUAAUAUCCAUAACCAUGGCCUUAGUCCAAACAAAUCUCGCUUCUUUCGAUGUAAUAGAGAAGUGAGUGACUCUAUAAAAAGAGUCCUAGAUAUAAACGAUAUGGCUGGCAUUCGAAUGAAUAAGAGCUUCGGAUCUCUUUUCGUUAGCGCUAGUGGAUUUGAGAACCUCCCAUUUUUAGAAAAAGAUUGCCGCAAUUAUAUCUACAAGGCAAGACAUCUAAGACUUGGUAAAGGUGGUGCUGGAGUGUUUCUAGAGUAUUUUUGUAGGAUGCAGUACAAAAAUCUCGGUUUCUUUGCACUGAUAGAUUUUGAUGAUGAUGGGAGGUUAAAAAAUGUCUUCUGGACAGACUCCCGUAGUAGGGCAGCCUACCAAUACUUCGGUGAUGUGGUGACAUUCGACACUACAUACCUGACGAAUAGAUAUGAGAUGCCCUUUGUACCAUUUGUUGGUGUAAACCACCAUGGGCAGUCAAUUCUAUUGGGAGCAGGAUUAAUUUCCAGUGAGGAUACAGAGACAUUUGUCUGGUUAUUCCAGACGUGGUUGAAGUGUAUGGAUGGUAUCGCUCCGAAAGCUAUUAUCACCGAUCAGGACAGAACGAUGAAAAAUGCAAUUGCUAUUGUUGCCGACAUCAACUUUGUUUAUGGCAUAUACUAA
Molecule: messenger RNA, 915 nt
Organism: Juglans microcarpa x Juglans regia
Lineage: Eukaryota; Viridiplantae; Streptophyta; Magnoliopsida; Fagales; Juglandaceae
Product: protein FAR-RED IMPAIRED RESPONSE 1-like
Exons: 1
Coding region: 1-915 (304 amino acids)
Source: RefSeq, a predicted model, not a curated record